AUGAUCAGCAUUCUCGCUCAGGAGCGUCUCCUUGGCGCCACGCUGGGUAGCGCCUUGACUGGGUUCGUCGUCUUCGAGCAGCGAAAGCUCAUCCAUGAAUCCGUCGCUGAUCGUAAAUCUCAAUCCGUUGAUCAAUCUCAGGUGAGAGAUCGCAUAUUCGGGAAGAAAUAUCGCAUGGAAUUUGCAUCUCUGUGGAACAAAGCUGUGGACCAGACCUUUGAACCGGCAAUUGAAUAUCUUAGCUCCCGUAAAUGGUAG
Messenger RNA from Arabis nemorensis, 258 nucleotides. Lineage: Eukaryota; Viridiplantae; Streptophyta; Magnoliopsida; Brassicales; Brassicaceae. The record is from the annotation of a GenBank genome assembly.